AUGGAUCUUCGCACUCGCCUGGCCGCUGAUUACUCUAAUGUGAAGCUCAUGGACCCGGAUAGAGACACCUACCCAAAGGCUGCUGUAUUGCAAGUGCUCGGUAUGCUCAGCGAUGAACAGUCCUACAUGGAGGAUAAAAGGACAGUCCUUCGAGGUGUGUUCAUUACUGUCGUCUGUGGAGAGUAUUAG
Molecule: messenger RNA, 189 nt
Organism: Perkinsus marinus ATCC 50983
Lineage: Eukaryota; Perkinsozoa; Perkinsida; Perkinsidae
Exons: 2
Coding region: 1-189 (62 amino acids)
Source: RefSeq, a predicted model, not a curated record